This is a messenger RNA of Melampsora larici-populina 98AG31, 372 nucleotides long. RefSeq lists its product as uncharacterized. The record is from RefSeq and is a predicted model, not a curated record. Bases 1 to 372 code for a protein of 123 amino acids. NCBI's taxonomy places the organism in Eukaryota, Fungi, Basidiomycota, Pucciniomycetes, Pucciniales, Melampsoraceae. The transcript is spliced from 5 exons.
AUGUUUCUUCAAAAGUCUCUACUUACGAUCGUCGUCUUAUUCUCUACCUUUGGUCUGGGCACUUUUGCAAAAUCUUGUCGUUACUUUUUUAGUCAACAGAAUGGUCAAGCCAUGUGCGGUGAUACCGAAUCGCUUAAAUCGCAAACCGGAUGCACUUAUAAAACUUGUCACAAUCCUCACGGUCUUCAAUUUGUGAAGAUGACUGACUGCUAUUGGGUUAAAGACAAUUCGGGACCCAGCAAACAAGAUUGUUCAUAUUACGAAUGGGACUCUAAUACCAAAGCCUACACUUGUACUAACCCGGGCUUUAAUCAAUAUAAUUGCAAGCAGUACCCAGCUAGCCAGGAGUUCAUAACCUGCACGAAGUGCUAA